Oryctolagus cuniculus (rabbit) is the source of this 5366-nucleotide messenger RNA. RefSeq names its product SET domain containing 6, protein lysine methyltransferase (gene SETD6). The record is from RefSeq and is a predicted model, not a curated record. Lineage: Eukaryota; Metazoa; Chordata; Mammalia; Lagomorpha; Leporidae. Gene Ontology annotation, molecular function: protein binding; protein-lysine N-methyltransferase activity. Gene Ontology annotation, biological process: peptidyl-lysine monomethylation. Gene Ontology annotation, cellular component: nucleus.
UGCCCCACGUGGUUCCGGCGCCUGGGCGGGGCUAGAGGCCUCCUGCCCCUGCAGCGGGGCCGCGGACGCCGGAAACGCCGGUGCGCGGGCACUGGCCGGCCCGGACGUGCACGCUCCGACCAUGGCGACCCAGGCGAAACGGCCGCGGGUGGCGGGGCCGGAGGGCGGCGGCGGCGGCGGCGCGGACCCGGUGGCCGGCUUCCUGAGCUGGUGCCAGCAAGUGGGGCUGGAGCUGAGUCCCAAGGUGGCCGUGAGCCGGCAGGGCACGGUGGCGGGCUACGGCAUGGUGGCGCGGGAGAGCGUGCAGCGCGGCGAGCUGCUGUUCGCGGUGCCGCGGGCUGCGAUCCUGUCACAGCACACCUGCUCGAUCGGCGACCUGCUGGAGCGAGAGCGAGGCGCGCUGCAGAGCCAGUCGGGCUGGGUGCCGCUGCUGCUGGCGCUGCUUCACGAGCUGCAGGCCCCAGCCUCGCCAUGGAGCCCCUACUUUGCGCUGUGGCCUGAGCUGGGCCGCUUGGAGCACCCAAUGUUCUGGCCAGAGGAGGAGCGCCGGCGCCUGCUGCAGGGCACGGGCGUACCUGAGGCCGUGGAGAAGGAUUUGGCCAGCAUCCGCAGCGAGUACUAUUCCAUCGUGCUGCCCUUCAUGGAAGCCCAUCCUGAUCUCUUCAGCCCCAAGGUUCACUCCCUGGAACUCUACCAUCAGCUCGUGGCCCUUGUGAUGGCCUACAGCUUUCAAGAACCACUGGAGGAAGAGGAGGAUGAAAAGGAGCCAAACUCCCCUUUGAUGGUGCCUGCAGCAGACAUUCUAAACCACUUAGCCAAUCACAAUGCCAAUCUAGAAUAUUCUGCAGAUUAUCUUCGCAUGGUGGCCACUCAGCCCAUUCCUAAAGGCCAUGAGAUUUUCAACACUUACGGACAAAUGGCUAAUUGGCAACUGAUUCAUAUGUAUGGCUUUGUUGAACCAUAUCCUGACAACACAGAUGACACAGCCGACAUCCAAAUGGUGACAGUUCGUGAAGCAGCACUACAGAAAGCAAAAGUUGAGGCUGAACGGCUCCUACUGUAUGAGCGCUGGGAUUUCUUGUGCAAACUGGAGAUGGUAGGAGAAGAGGGUGCGUUUGUAAUUGGACGUGAGGAGGUGCUAACUGAAGAGGAACUGACCACCACACUGAAGGUACUGUGCAUGGCUGCUGAGGAGUUCAGAGAAUUUAAAGACCAGGAUGGAUGGGGAGAUGAUAAAAGGGAAGAAGAGGGCAGCCUGACACUCAAAAAUAUCCCCAAGCUCAAAGCACCGUGGAAACAGUUGCUUCGAGACAGUGUUCUGUUGACCCUGCAAACCUAUACCACAGACUUAAAAAGUGAGCAGGAUUUACUCAGUAAUAAGGAGGUCUACACCAAACUCAGCUGGAGGGAACAGCAAGCCUUACAGGUUCGCUAUGGUCAGAAGAUGAUCUUACACCAGUUGUUGGAAAUGACUCUUUAGUAUGUUCCAAAUGGCCUGAAGGAACAGAAGAAAGAACUUUAUUCUAGGCUGAUAACUUUUAUUGCUUGAAAAGGAAGAAAGUGUGGAUCUUUUGCCGUUCUUGUUAAAUACCAGAAGGAAAAGUAGCAGAGAUGUGCUAGGAUGAACUCUGAGGUAAGGGUGAUGUGUUCGAGGACUGGUAACAGCAUGCUUUCGAAUCACUAGUGUCUCGAUUUUAACUAAAGCCUGCAGAAAUGCGGUAGUGAUAGGUCGUCUUACUGUACUCAGGGACUUUGCAGGAAGCUUGGUUUGAACCUGUAUCUAUCUUGAGGAGGUCAAAACCUUUUUUAUUAGGAUCUAGGCAACCCUGUAAAUGGCCCUUUGUGAGAACUGUUGGUCUUCAAAACUUGACCACCGUUAAAGGAAAGGUAAGUUUUUCUUAAAAAUGGUGUAUCUCUUGCUGAAAAGGUAAUUACUAUACAAAAAUACUGUUGGACAUGUAGACAGGUCAGCUUAGGAGUGGGAAAGAUCUCAUUCAGCAGGAAGCUGGUGUUCCACUGGGCUGUCCACUUUCUUUACCAGCACUGGCUGCUGCUCCUGAGAAAGGCACAGUGACUCAUAUAUAGGAAGUGGGGGGAGCCAAUGCCCAGGAACUUAAAAGGCUACAAAAUACUUAAUCCUUACAAAUAAGGGUAGUAUUGGUCCUUUGUCUUUUUGUUCAACUUUGUAGGGCUAUUCAGUGAGGUAAUGGAGGGAAUUCUUAAGAUUAGGUUGUAUAUCAGAAGGAAUGUUAGACUUGACCGCAUCUCAGGGGGCCAAGGUGAAGAAGCUAGUUGGUACAAGUGGUAUUCUGUGUUCAGCUUUAGAACAGGUUUGGGAAGGGCAAACUAGAAACCCCCAGGAUACCAUUCCCAUGGUUCACAUUUUAAAAAACUAAGUUAAUACACUAUUCUUAGAGACACCACGAGCUAUGCCUUCAGACAAGCGCAUGGCAUCAACUGCCUGCCUCAUUAUAAGUAUGCUUUCCUCGGACACAUUUUGCACAGACCCAAGAAGCUGCAGACAAAGGUUUUCUCUUUCAUAUAUUUACACAAGUUGAAAAUGAUAUUCACAGCAUCUUCUAAAUUUUGGCCAAGAGUCAAAAAAUGCAUUUAAACUUUGGAACGUGCCCACAUAGACAGGGAGGCUCACCCCAGCAGUAGUUGGGGCAAAUACCCAAGAACCAAAGGGCUGGGAAAGUCAGGAAGAGCAGAAAGGAUUCUUCAGUUUAUGAACUUGGUGCACUGGGACCUCCAGGCUGACACCUUUACAACGGAGACAUAGUUUCAUCUAGCUGGCGCCUGUGCCUUCCAUUACUUGCUGAGCCUGCUUCUGUCCCAUGCAGCACUGUGCAACCGACUGGAAUAGCCUGAAGAAUGGAACACAGUUAUCAGAAACGCAUCUCAACCACAGACCCAAGCUGCUCAUCCUUAGAUGAUGCAAACAAAAACUCACUUCUCAAUUUCUGGGGCACAGUGUACAAACUCGUGGUUCCAGAACUUAAACGCUGGAUUUUUAAUCAGCUCAAUGAAGGUAAUAAGAAGACCCCAAGGAUGUGGCCUAUUUACAAUCAACCGUUCCAAAAGAACCCUGGGGAAAAGAAGAAAGUGUCAGCAUUACAUAGAAAUUCACAACCGUGCCAUUAUUUUUUGUAAAGGCUUACUAGGGAGAUGAGUUAGGAAAAAGACAGCUGAAUUGAUCUUGAUACAAUACAGUGUGCUCAUGCAGAUGGAUUCUAGUUAGAAUAUCUGGGUUUAAAUCAUGAUUCUUGCUGAGCAAUGGAAUAUUAACAAUAUUGGCUUAAAUAUUCACAUCCAAUUAUUUCUAAAUUUACCCUAAGGAAGAAAUAAUCACAAAGUGUACAUUACCAUCUAUAAGCAGUAACUUUUGGCAUUUAAAUUCUGAAGAAUAUCACACUUUACAUUGUAAGUACUAGAAAUGCACAUUUAAAAUGUGCUUUUAGGGGCCAGUGUUGUGGUGCAGGAAGGUUAAGUUGCUGCCUGUGAUGCUGGCAUCCCAUGUGAGCACUGGUUUGGGCCCUGGCUGCUCCACUUCCAAUCCAGCUCCCUGCUAAUGGCCUAGAAAAGCAGGUAGCCUGAGUAUUUGGGCCCCUGCCACCCAUGUGGGAGACCCAGUGAAUCAAAGACUCUUGUGAAGGUCAGAAGUAGUGUGGGGAGGGAGUUGCACCUCUGCUGCAGCAUCUCACUCAUACCACUUAGGAUACCAGUCUCCCACACUGCAAUCUCUGGGUUCAGGUCCCAGCUCUGCUUAGAGCUACCUAGGAAAGCACAGCAGGUCUUGGCUCAAGCAGUUAAGUCCUUGCUACCCAGUGGGGGGACCCAGAUGAAGUUCCUAGCUUUAACAGGCAGUUAACCUGUAUGUAUCUUAUUCAGUUGGGACUUAACUAUUCCCCAGUCUCUAGUGCUGAAGUCCAAGCAGUCUACAACAGAUUACUAACUACUAUUAGACUUUAAUUGGCCUUGCAUAAUUCAGGGCUCUGGUUAAAAAUGUUGUUCCUUUUACCUCUUCAAAUUCUUGACUUUCAAUCAAAAUGACAUGCCUUUUAUUGUGAACUACUUUCUACCUCAAAAAGAUUUCUAAUUCUCCACUUAGUCUGAUGCAUAAAACAAAAAAUCCUAAUUAUUGGGGAGGGCAGGAACUAUCUCCAUAUUCUUCAAAACUCAAUCUCAAAUUUAACAUAUUACCAGACAUGUAAAAGAUGCCUGAUAACACAAAGUCCAGGCAGAAGCAUGUGAAAAAUCUUACCUUGUGAUCUGUUCCUGGAUAGCUUCAGUGUUGGCCUCUGCAAAAAGGUACAGCAUGGUGCAGCUAAAGUAAUGAGUGUGGCUAUUGGGGUAUCGCAGCUGAUUUGCAAUUGCGUUCAAGAAGAGAUAGCGACCUAGGAAGUACAAAAACUCAACUUAGGCCUUGCUUUAAAAGGCUAGCAUGGGAUAACAGUUCCAACUGGCUGGAGUUUAGGCUGCUUAUAGACACUUGUAGUUAAACCAGUGGUUCUCAGGAUCCCAGAAGCUUUCUUUUCUGUUUUUAUCAGUAUUUCCCACAUUACAAGAUUUUAAAACAUAAUUUGUAAGUAAGAGCUAUACAAUAAAAACAUGUUAAUAAAAAAGUCUUCCCUGAUAUUCAGUGAUGAAUGCUACCAUUUUACUUUUUGAAGAGCUUUUUAAUGUCUUUCUCAAUAGAAGACAUCUGGAUUCUCUUUUCUGCUUUUACAUGUAAUCUGCUACUACAUUUCAUAUAAACUGGAAAACCAUGGCAAAUGGGUAAAUGGCAAAUGCUAUUUUACUAUUAACAGCCCUCCUUAAAAGGUAUUAAGGAUACUACCAAAUGUUCCCAGAAAACGCUUUGACAACCACUACAUUAUACUGGAAUAACUGGGUUUGCUCGAUACUGCUCAUGUUUGUAAGAGAUACCAGUGACCCUUAACACUUUCCUAUAGACUGUCUUCUUACUGCUAAAUUCUUACAUGUACUAGUAUUCAAUUCUGUUAUUUGAAGCUGUCUCAAAUCACUUCUACAAACUGGUAAACAGCAAAUAUAAUCAAAAUCACCCUCUUUAGAUGCAACAGCAAUAUUAAGAGUGGUUCUAAAGUGUACUAUGCUAAAAGGAUCAGGGCUGUACAGCUAAUCUGUUAACUUAAGUCUUGAAUAAAUACAGAGCACCAGAAAAAAUGUAGCUCAACUAGGAAACAUACAGCCUGCAAUUGGAGUUGUACUGUGAACUUUCUGCAAAAUAUGAAAUCUUUGGCCGAAAAAUAGCAGGAUUCUGGAUAAUUCCUGUCUUUGUGCCUUGCUCUGUUUUCUGUAUUAAGCAAAAAGGUAAUUUCCAAUAAAAGGAUAAAAUAACCAGC